AUGGGUGCCCUAGACAUCUCCGUCGAAGAACUUCUCGAGUCCGCACAGAGAGACGCCUCCGCUCAAGAAGCACACACUACCACCACCAACAAAGACGAUGACGCCGCUCGCUCUCGCCGCGGCACCACGGCCGAUGUUGACAUGAAGGACUCGGACAACGUCUCUGCUAACGGAAGCACUCGUAGUAGGCGUGGCGACCGCUCAUCCCGCCGCCCUGAUUCGCGUGACCGUCGCGAGCGCUACCGAUCCAGUGGUGGUGACUUUUACCGCGGAAACGGCCGUAACAGAACUAGAUCCCCUUCAGACGACGACAGAUACUACCGCCCCUCAGACCGCUCGCGUAGAGACGACGAUCGCCCUCGCCGCCGUGACAGAGAACGUGGCGAACGUCGUUCUCCCCGUCGCGACCGCGGCGAUUCAUACCGUGGCGGACGUGCUGCUCGUGAUAGAUCCCCUCCUCGCCAGAGAACCCCUGAACCCACCGAUGACGAGCGCGAUCGCCGUACAGUCUUCGUCCAGCAACUUGCCGCUCGCCUACGCACCAAGGAACUCGAGGCUUUCUUUGCUCAGAUCGGCCCCGUCAAGGAAGCCCAAAUUGUCAAGGACCGCGUUAGUGGACGCAGCAAGGGCGUCGGCUACGUCGAAUUCAAGGAAGAAGAAUCGGUCCAGAAGGCACUUGGCUUGACUGGUCAGAAGCUUCUUGGUAUCCCCGUCAUUGUACAACUCACAGAAGCUGAGAAGAAUCGCCAGGCCCGUGUAGCAACUGGACAGCCUACGCAAUCUAACGGCAUUCCCUUUCACAGGCUCUACGUCGGUAACAUUCAUUUCUCUGUCACCGAGGAAGAUCUGCGCGACGUCUUUUCGCCAUUUGGUGAGCUCGAGUUUGUCCAACUACAAAAGGAGGAAAAUGGACGCAGCAAGGGUUACGGUUUUGUGCAAUACGUUGAUCCUGCUCACGCGAAGGCAGCACUCGCCGACAUGAACGGCUUCGAAAUUGCCGGUCGUCCCAUCCGUGUUGGUCUCGGCAGCGACAAGUUCACCCCCGAGUCAACCGCCAGUUUGUUGCAACGUUUUGGUAGCCAAAACCAGGCUGCUCAAUUCCAAGGCUCGUCCUUUUCUGGCGCUGGAGGUCGUGGUGCCCACGCUGGCGGUAACAACAACUUCGACCGUGCUGGCGCCCGCGAAGAGAAGGGUACUGGCGGUGCCAGUGCUCUCGAUGAUGCCGACGUUGGAGGUGUCAACUUUAACAACUUCAGCAGAGACUCCCUCAUGCGCAAGUUGGCUCGUACUGAAGACCCUGCUCCACAGACCCAGGCCACUUCUUCUCGCCCCCGUGCUGAUGCCAANAAGACUGUUAUGCAUACUUCCGCCCCGAGCCGUUGUAUCGUAGUCAAGAAUGCCUACGACGAAGCUGCCCAAACCGACCCGCACUGGGCAAAAGACCUCGAAGAAGAUUUCAAGGAAGAGUGCAGCUCUAAAUACGGCAAAGUCGUCCACAUCGGUGUUUUCCGUGAUAGUUCUGACGGCGAAAUCUAUGUCAAGUUUGCCGAUAUUGCCGGAGGCGACAGCGCCCUCAAGGGCCUUAACGGCAGGUACUUCGAUGGCCGCACGCUGACGGCCACGCCAGUUGUCGAUGCUGUCUACAACAUGAACUUCCCCAAAGCUGCUAGUCUCUAA
Messenger RNA from Aureobasidium vineae, 1677 nucleotides. The record is from the annotation of a GenBank genome assembly. NCBI's taxonomy places the organism in Eukaryota, Fungi, Ascomycota, Dothideomycetes, Dothideales, Saccotheciaceae.